Molecule: messenger RNA, 819 nt
Organism: Aspergillus tanneri
Lineage: Eukaryota; Fungi; Ascomycota; Eurotiomycetes; Eurotiales; Aspergillaceae
Product: putative dephospho-CoA kinase
Exons: 1
Coding region: 1-819 (272 amino acids)
Biological process (GO): coenzyme A biosynthetic process
Molecular function (GO): dephospho-CoA kinase activity; ATP binding
Source: RefSeq, a predicted model, not a curated record
AUGCUCAUCAUCGGACUAACCGGCUCGAUCGCAACGGGCAAAUCCACCGUCUCCUCUCUUCUCUCCUCCCCACCAUACUCCAUCCCCAUUAUUGACGCGGACCUUCUAGCGCGCCAGGUCGUCGAGCCGGGCACGCCCGGCUACAAAGCUAUAGUCGAAUACUUCGGACCCAGCACGCCGGAUCUACUCCUCCCCUUGAAACCAGACACCAACCCUCAUCAGCUCCGGCCGCUCAACCGGCCAGCGCUGGGCCGUCGAGUCUUCGGCACUAGCGAGGAGCGCAAGCGCGACCGCAUGGUCUUGAACAAGAUUGUACAUCCAGCCGUACGAUGGGAAACCUACAAGGCGCUACUAUACUACUACGUACGGGGAUACUGGGCCGUUGUUCUGGACGUUCCACUGCUCUUCGAGAGCGGGAUGGAUAUCAUUUGCGGCACGGUGGUGGUGGUGGGUGUAUCGGAUGCGACGGUGCAAGUGGCGAGGCUGUGUGCGCGAGAUUCCCAUCUGACGCUGGAAGAUGCGCAGAACCGCGUUCAGAGUCAGGGAGACGUCCUGGGAAAGGUGCAGAAGGCGGAGUUCCGUGGUGUGGAUACCGCGCGCGGCGUCAUCGUCUGGAAUGAUGGCGACAAAGCGGAUCUCGAGAGAGAGGUCCAGAAGGCGAUGAUGGGGAUUCGGUCAUCGAGUCCCCGCUGGUGGGCUUGGGUGCUUUUGUUGGCGCCGCCGGUGGGAGUCGGUGCCGCUGUUUGGAACAUGGCGGUGAAUUUUGCGACGCAGAAGAGUUGGGAGAGGAAGGUGAGGGAGGAGAAAGCGAAGUUGUAG